Molecule: messenger RNA, 2092 nt
Organism: Paramecium octaurelia
Lineage: Eukaryota; Ciliophora; Oligohymenophorea; Peniculida; Parameciidae
Source: the annotation of a GenBank genome assembly
AUGGCAUUAGUGCAAAUAACUUUUUAAAAUGUGAUCUAUAAUUUUGAUGCGAAUUUGGAUUAAUUGGAUGGUACUUUUGUAAAGUUAUCAAUUAGGAUGGUCAAAUGUGUUGAGUUUCCAGUCAUGUGGUGUUUCAUAUUACUUUUUGGGAUCCUAUCUUGAUACGUCUGUAAUUAGUAGAUUGAUUUUAAAUCUAGAGUCUCAUUAUGUAAUUAAGAUUGAGGGUUAUUUUCUUCGGUAAUGAUAUUUAUUAAUUUCAAAGUAUUAAUGAAAAUGAUGAAUUUUCAUUCUUUCUUGAUGGUUAUUAGUUAGAAUAACUAUUGAUUCACGAUGAAGAGGCAAGUAGCGAUUGUGGGUCGAUAUGGAUAUCAAAUAUUUCAAUUAUUCAUUAGCAUAACAGAAGAACAGGCUUAAUUUAAAUAGGCUAACCGUAAGGAGGAAUUAUUAAACUUUAAAUAAGCAUACUGAAUUGUUAGGAAGAAUGUAUUGGAUGUAUUUGGAAUUACCCAAUUAAUUGUGCAAAAUGGAUGCUGCACUAAUAUUCAUUUAAUUAUAAAUAGAUGACUUCUUCUGAGGGAUGGGAUGACAUUCUUAAUUAUCAUUAGGAUUCUUCUAGAUGUGAUGGAUGCUAAUAUUUAAAGUUUAAAGAUAUUUCUUACUCAACUUAAAUACCAUUUCAUUAAGAUAUAUUAAUCAGGUUUUAUAAAGGAUCAUUAAAUUCUCUUAUAUUAAACUAUAUGUAUGAGAAAGUAUGGAUUUUGGGGGGUGAAUAGGUAGUUGAAAUUUUUAUAGUAAAUUACCCAAACGAGAUUUUGAAUUUGAAUAUUAAAUCAGAAGAUAUUAACGAAGAAAGCUGGAUAAGAGAUUUUGAAAUAUAUUACACAAUGCCUGAACUUUAAAUUUUAGGUCUAAAUUAAGGCUGCUAAGACUUGAUAGGAGAUCAAUGUCUAAAUUGUUAAGAUGGUUGGAUUUUAGAUGAAUUUCAAUAAAGUUGCAGUCCUAUCUGUGGGGACAUGAUAAUCAAAGGGUAUGAAGAAUGCGAUGAUGGAAAUUUGAUAUCUUAUGAUGGUUGUUUUUAAUGCAAACAUUAAUGUAUUGAUUCUUGCAAAACUUGCAUUUUAGGAAUUUGUAAACAAUGUCUAGAGGGUUUUGUUCUUAAUUCAAAUAAUUAUUGUGAUCCGUAAUGUGGAGAUGGCAUUGUGAUUCCUUAUUCAAUUGAAUAAUGUGACAUUAAAGAUGAUGAAGAUUAGAGUGGUUGUAAAGAUUGCAAAUAUACUAAUUGUAAACAAAGCUUUUUAUCUAAUUGUUUAGAAUGUGAAGAAGGGUUUAUAUUUUUAGUUGAUUAAUGCUACCCUUAUUGUGAUAAUAUAAAUUUUCUUGAAUAACUUGAAAAUUGUGAGGAUGGAGAUUUGCAAUCUUUUCAGGAUUGCAUAGAAGAUGGUAUUAUAUAUCAUCAAAGAAAAUGUAGGCUAGAAUGUGGAUAGGGAUAUGAAUUAAUUGAUAAUAGUUGUCAUUCAGUUUGUGGAGAUAAGAUUGUCACUACAGAAGAAGAAUGUGAUGAUGGCAAUGCAAUUAUAUUUGAUGGUUGUUUUGAUUGUAUUUAUUCUUGUCCAGAAAAUUGUAGUAAUUGUUAUCAAGGUAUUUGUUUAGAGUGUCAAAGUCACUAUUAUCUGCAUAGUUAAAAUUUAUGUAAAAUAUAGGUAAUUUGUGGAGAUGGAUUGGUUUAAGAAUAAGAGGAAUGUGAUGAUGGUAAUGAUUAAGUUGGUGAUGGUUGUUUGAAAUGUGAAAUCGAAUAAAAUUGGGUUUGUAACUCAAUAAUGAAAGAUUCUUAUAGCUAAUGUAUAUUUGUAAAAGCUCCUCACUUAAUAAUUAAUUACCUUAAUAUGACUCAAAAUAAAUAGUACAUAAGUAUAAGAUUUAAUUAGUAGGUUAAAGUCAAUACUACUAAACUUCUAUCUAAUACUAUUUCAUAUAAAUUAAUUAAUAUAGACAAUUAACAUUGGAGAAGCAGCCUUUAAAUUAAAUAAGAUGUAGGCUCAUAUGUGACAUUUGGAGAGUAUGUUUUAGAGAUAGAAGUGCUUUAACUACUUGA